This is a messenger RNA of Egretta garzetta (little egret), 1646 nucleotides long. It is a transcript of the gene CUNH8orf76, whose product is annotated as chromosome unknown C8orf76 homolog. The record is from RefSeq and is a predicted model, not a curated record. Gene Ontology annotation, molecular function: protein binding. The transcript has 6 exons. The coding region runs from base 1 to 1602 and encodes 533 amino acids. Lineage: Eukaryota; Metazoa; Chordata; Aves; Pelecaniformes; Ardeidae.
AUGCCGUUCUGCUCAGCCGCUGGCCUCUGCGCUCUCGUGUUCGUACUGCCCUGGUUUCAGUGUGCUCUCCUCCUGCCGCAGCGCGUGCGGGUGCCCGAGCACCUUGCCCCUUUAGGAAAAGCCCUGUGUGAAUACUCAAACUGCUUACUACUCUUACCUCCCAGUAACAUUGCAAUGAGGCGAGAUGUGCAAGAGGGCCAGGCUCGGUGUUUAUCUCGCCUAGGAAGGCACAAGGAGGCUCUGGAUAUUGCAGAAAAAAUGAGAAACAGCGCUACUAACACAGAUCACUUAACGACGGUUCUCAACCUCCAGUUUGCCAUUUACCAGGGUCUGGAAAACGUAGAAAAAAAGAUCACGUGUCUGCAGCAGCUGAUCUGCUUGCAUCCUUUCAACCCUUGGUACUGGAAGUUACUCGCUGAAGCUUAUGUGAGCCUUUUACAGAGUUUGUCUCCAUCAGUCAUUCCAGAAACAAAUCUAAAUCAGUCUGAAGAAGUUAGUGUAAGCGAUAGUAGUUUCAAAAUAUCCACUGGAGGAGAGAUUAAUUUGCAGCCUCACAGAUCAGACAACCAGAAAGAAGGCCCUUGGUCCAGCCUUGCUACAGAAACAAAGAGGGAGAAUGCAGUGACUUGUAGGAGCAGCCAAGCUGUAAAAGAAUUCCUCUGCACGUCGGAAGAACUGGAAAGGACAGAUGAGGGGAAUCACACAGCCUCCGAGUCCUGGGAGAAAACUGGAAUAAAAGCAUGUGCCUCGUUUAUUAGAAGAAACAGCGCUACUAACACAGAUCACUUAACGACGGUUCUCAACCUCCAGUUUGCCAUUUACCAGGGUCUGGAAAACGUAGAAAAAAAGAUCACGUGUCUGCAGCAGCUGAUCUGCUUGCAUCCUUUCAACCCUUGGUACUGGAAGUUACUCGCUGAAGCUUAUGUGAGCCUUUUACAGAGUUUGUCUCCAUCAGUCAUUCCAGAAACAAAUCUAAAUCAGUCUGAAGAAGUUAGUGUAAGCGAUAGUAGUUUCAAAAUAUCCACUGGAGGAGAGAUUAAUUUGCAGCCUCACAGAUCAGACAACCAGAAAGAAGGCCCUUGGUCCAGCCUUGCUACAGAAACAAAGAGGGAGAAUGCAGUGACUUGUAGGAGCAGCCAAGCUGUAAAAGAAUUCCUCUGCACGUCGGAAGAACUGGAAAGGACAGAUGAGGGGAAUCACACAGCCUCCGAGUCCUGGGAGAAAACUGGAAUAAAAGCAUGUGCCUCGUUUAUUAGAGCAAGGCUUUUACUUCAGCUUAUCCAGUUGCAACAGUCGUCCUUUGUGCGAGAGAAUAACAUAAAAGGUCAAAAAGAAAUUGAUGACAAAGUGGCACGACUUGGUUUCGAUGCAAACUCCUUGCUGUUGAUGACGAAGGUUAUGGGGCAGGAUCUUAUACCAGAAAAACUAAAAGAGGAGUUUCAGGGUGAGGUAAAAUGCAUAGGCCCUUCGGCGCUGUCAUCGUUGGUAACUGCAUCAGCCACAGAAUUUGAAAUCAAAUGGUUUGCUAAUCUCCAAGAUGAUUUAUGUCACUUGGACAGACAAUUCUGUUCAGAUAUAUAUCUCCCACCUUCGGUAACUUAAAGGUUUUGUUGUAUUUAUUCUCAUAUCUCCGAAUGAUUAUGGAA